Messenger RNA from Cydia pomonella (codling moth), 558 nucleotides. RefSeq lists its product as uncharacterized. The coding region runs from base 1 to 558 and encodes 185 amino acids. Lineage: Eukaryota; Metazoa; Arthropoda; Insecta; Lepidoptera; Tortricidae. The transcript is spliced from 2 exons. The record is from RefSeq and is a predicted model, not a curated record.
AUGGUGAGUUUUGACGUCACGUCUCUGUUCACCAAUGUGCCGGUGGAUAAGACUAUUGGGAUUAUUUCUAACCUCGUGAGUCAGACUAAUUUGCCUGCCGUGUACAUGGAAGCAAAAGACUUAUUUCUAAAAUCGGGAUAUUUAAUGUGGCACGGGGAAUAUUACCUUCAGGUUGAUGGAGUGGACAUUGGGCUCACCGAUAGCUCCUGUGACCGCCAAUAUCUUAUGGAAUGGUUUGAAGAAAAUGCUUUGAAUAGCGGGCCUGUUCGACCUAAAUAUUGGUGGCGGUAUGUUGAUGACGUCUUCACUAUUGUCUCGAAAAACGGCCUAAGGGUUCUCACGGAGCACCUUAAUACUAGGCAUCAUAAGAGCCACUUCACAGUGGAGGAGAAAAAUGAAGGAAAACUGCCGUUUCUGGAUGUCUUGGUUAUGCGUAAACCUUGUGGACGGAUACAAACCGCAGUGGAGCAGGAGAAACUAUAUAGGAGGGACGGGCCGGAACAUUUCCGCCGAGUCAUCGGCCGCAGUCUGCGCCGGUCCGUCAACGCAAGCUCCUAA